Molecule: messenger RNA, 663 nt
Organism: Abrus precatorius (Indian licorice)
Lineage: Eukaryota; Viridiplantae; Streptophyta; Magnoliopsida; Fabales; Fabaceae
Exons: 4
Coding region: 63-296 (77 amino acids)
Cellular component (GO): chloroplast
Source: RefSeq, a predicted model, not a curated record
UUUCAACUGAUCUCAGAUCAAAGAAUUGUAGAGGCAGAUUCUCCAAUUCCAUCCAUUCCGCCAUGGCCACGCCGUCCGAUCCUUCGAACCAAGAAGCUGUUGUAAGAAGGAAGAACAAUGGACCUCCUUUUAAGUUCCUCUUUCCUCUUGUAUAUGCCCCUGUACUCCCUCUAAUUCGUAUAGGGCUGCGGCAUAGACCCGUCUUGAGAGAUCGUUUGUUUACUGCUGUGUUGGCCGGGGCCUUUGCUCAUGGUUUCUAUUUGGUAACAGAUCUGUAUGAUAUUGAGAGCAAGUGAUUUUGCAGAGCAUGUUUCAAACAAUUCAUCGGUGUCAGUUAUCACAACCUCAGGUCCUCAAUAAAAUUUUUUGCAAUUAUUUGCAGCUCAACAUAUCCCGGUAACAUCUUAAAUUUAGGUCAAUUUUGAACAUGGAUGAAGAUAUUUUUAACUGUUUUGGAAGAUUAUUAUGCUAUAUACUCUUUUGAGAGUUGCAUCUUGUAUUGUGGUUUUAGCUUUUUGUAGAAUGACUGUGGAAGAGUGUUCUUGGAUCUCAAAUUGCUGUAAUGCCAGCAAAAGCAUCCUAUUUUUCUCACCUGAUGUCAAAUUGUCAUUGCUCUUUCUUCUCAGUUUGAUGUUGACUAGCAUAUAAUUAGAGGGUCCAUGU